AUGUCUUUGCAUCGCAGGCUGAUUCGAUUUCUUAGAAGCCCGAGUGCUGAAUCUUCUGGAGAGACUGACGUUGAAGGAGAUCUUAUAAUGGAUUCUGCUAUUGAAAUUAGUUCAGAUAGUAGUAUUAGUAGUGAUGACGAGGUACUGCCCAUUAGGCAAGAAACUAGAACCAGGAGGGAUCCCCCGUGGCAUGGUGGCAGCAGCCGUUUUUCUCAAAGGGGUUCCUCUGCGGGGAAUAGUCAAGCUAAAGCUGGACAGGCAAGUCAUGCUUCUCGCAAUGGUGAUGACGAGGUACCACAGCCCAUUACGCAAGAAACUAGAACCAGGAGGGAUCCCCCGUGGCUAGGUGGUAUAGGCAGCAGUAGUUUUCCUCAAAGGGGUUCCUCUGCGGGGAAUAGUCAAGCUAAAGCUGGACGGGCAAGUCAUGCUUCUCGCAAUGGCGAUGACGAGGUACCAGAGCCCAUUACGCAAGAAACUAGAACCAGGAGGGAUCCCCCGUGGCUAGGUGGUAUAGGCAGCAGUAGUUUUCCUCAAAGGGGUUCCUCUGCGGGGAAUAGUCAAGCUAAAGCUGGACGGGCAAGUCAUGCUUCUCGCAAUGGCGAUGACGAGGUACCAGAGCCCAUUACGCAAGAAACUAGAACCAGGAGGGAUCCCCCGUGGCUAGGUGGUAUAGGCAGCAGUAGUUUUCCUCAAAGGGGUUCCUCUGCGGGGAAUAGUCAAGCUAAAGCUGGACGGGCAAGUCAUGCUUCUCGCAAUGGCGAUGACGAGGUACCAGAGCCCAUUACGCAAGAAACUAGAACCAGGAGGGAUCCCCCGUGGCUAGGUGGUAUAGGCAUCAGUAGUUUUCCUCAAAGGGGUUCCUCUGCGGGGAAUAGUCAGGCUAAAGCUGGACAGGCAAGUCAUGCUUCUCGUAAUGGUGCCUCGAGCCAUACCUCUCGGCCAGGAGACUCUAAGAAUUUGGCAGCGAGUGGGAACAUUGCUAACUCGAGGAUUUCAGAUGCUUCUGGUGCAGAUCAUGAGAAGAUGUAUUCUCAGCAAUCUCUGAAAAGAACCCUUCCACCAUCUUUUAGUUCGCCUCCUGUGCCUUCCAGAAAUGCUAACAGUUCAAUUUAUGGCAACGGUGGUCGCUUUGGUGCGGAUUAUAGUAGUCCCGCUGUGUCAGCUGUAGGCAACAGGAGUACAUUUGGUGAUCGUUACCGUGGAGCCCAUGCUGAGAUUGGAGUUCAUCGUGACAUUAAUGGGGUUAGGAUCUUGCCUCCAUCUCUGACGCAUGGAACAUCUGGUUCUUCUUCACACUAUGCUGCUUCAAGUGACCCGGUGCACAGGAAUGGCAUUGGUCAAGAUAAGAAUUCUGAGAACGAUGAGAGACUGAUCUAUCAGGCUGCACUACGGGAUUUGAAUCAACCCAAGGCCGAACUUGAUCUACUUCCUGGUACUCUUUUAGUUCCUCUAAUGAGGCAUCAGAAAAUUGCGUUGGCAUGGAUGUUUCAGAAGGAGACACAUAGUUUGCACUGUUCGGGAGGGAUAUUAGCAGAUGAUCAGGGACUUGGUAAGACAGUCUCGACUAUUGCUCUUAUCCUGAAGCAAAAGUUUGAGUCACAAUUGAAGUCUGAAAUUUCAAGCAAUCAAGAAGCUGAAAUAUUGGACCUUGAUGCUGAUGAUGAAGCAGAAAAUGCAAAACAUGAAAAUGAAAGUCAUGUAAAACCAGAGCUCAAGGUUUCAAGCAACAGUGAGACCACGGUUCUAAGUACCGGUGAUAAUAAUGAGAAUGUCACUUCAGAUAAGGAGAAAGUCAAAGAUGAAGAAGCGAGUACUUCAAUACGGCCAUUUAACAGAAAGAGACCAGCUGCUGGUACAUUAAUUGUUUGUCCAGCGAGUAUUGUUAGGCAGUGGGAAAGAGAACUUGAUGAGAAGGUUUCUGAUGAAUCCAAACUUUCUGUUUUAGUCUACCAUGGUGGUAAUAGGACUAAGGAUCCUAUUGAGUUAGCAAAAUAUGAUGUGGUUGUCACAACUUACGCCAUUGUUGCCAAUGAAGUUCCCAAAGAGUCCUUGAUGGAUGAGGAUGAGAACGAUGAAAAAAAUACCGAGAAACAUGGUCUCUCCCCUGGCUUCUCCAGCAAUAAGAAACGUAAAGGUGCAGUGGGUGCCAGUAGGAAGAGUAAGAAAAGAGGUAGAAAAAGCAAGGAUGAAUCUUUUGACCCUGUUUGUGGUACUUUGUCUAGAGUUGGGUGGCUGAGAGUAGUGCUAGAUGAAGCUCAGACAAUUAAGAAUCAUAGAACGCUAGUGGCUAAAGCCUGUUGCACCCUUCGAGCCAAAAGAAGGUGGUGUUUGUCUGGUACGCCAAUCCAGAAUACGAUUGAGGAUUUGUAUAGCUACUUCAGGUUCCUGAGAUAUAAUCCGUAUGCCGUGUACAAGUUCUUCUACAGUACAAUCAAGGCUCCAAUUUCCAAAAAUUCUCUUAAUGGUUACAAGAAGCUUCAAGCUGUUCUAAGGGCUAUAAUGCUUCGCCGGACCAAAGGAACAUUGCUUGAUGGGAAACCCAUAAUUAAUCUACCUCCAAAGAAACUUAAUUUGAGCAAGGUGGACUUUUCAGUGGAGGAGCGGUCUUUCUACAAGAAACUUGAAGCAGAUUCACAAUCACAAUUCAAGAAAUAUGCUGCUGCAGGGACUUUAAGCCAAAACUACGCAAAUAUGCUUCUGAUGCUUUUGCGUCUACGCCAAGCUUGUGGCCACCCAGAACUUGUCAAAGGAUAUAACUCAGAUCCGGUUGGAAAAAUAUCAGUAGAAGCAGUUAAAACACUCCCUAGGGAGGCUCGAAUCAACCUGCUCAAUCGUUUGGAGUCAUCAUCUGCCAUCUGCUCUGUCUGUCAUGAUCCACCAGAAAACCCAGUUGUUACGUUGUGUGGCCACGUAUUUUGCUAUCAGUGUGUUGUAGAUUAUAUCACUGGGGAUGAGAACAUGUGCCCUGUACGGAAAUGCAGAGAAGAACUUGCUCGUGAUGUUGUCUUUUCUGAAGCUGCCCUUAGAAAUUGCAUCACCAAUGAUAUAGGCUGUAGUUCUUCACACGAUAAAGGUGUUGAUAGAUCAUUUUUUCAAGAAACCGAGUUUACGUCAUCAAAAAUCAAAGCGGUCCUAGAUAUCCUGCAGUCGCUUUCCAAACAAGACAGUCGAAACUCAGCACAGCAUGGUCAAAUGCCUUCUUCGUCACAGCCAUAUGACGAUGACGAUGUAAGCAUUGUAGAGCCAAUGACUCUUCACCCGUCUUCACCUAGCCAGAGACCAAUAAAGACGAUAGUAUUCUCUCAGUGGACUCGUAUGCUUGACUUGGUUGAGCUGUGCUUUUAUGAAAAUGGUAUAGAAUUCAGAAGAUUAGAUGGUACAAUGAGUCUAACAGCAAGAGACCGGGCUGUAAAAGAAUUCAGCAAUGAUCCAGAUGUAGAGGUGAUGCUGAUGUCUCUGAAAGCUGGAAACCUUGGGUUGAAUAUGGUAGCAGCAUGUCAUGUUAUUCUUUUGGAUCUUUGGUGGAAUCCAACAACCGAAGAUCAGGCUAUUGAUCGUGCACAUCGUAUUGGACAAACUCGGCCAGUUACUGUAACUCGCAUUACUAUAAAAGAUACAGUUGAGGACAGAAUUUUGCGUCUUCAGGAAGAUAAAAGGGAAAUGGUUGCAUCUGCGUUUGGUGAAGAUCAUGGUGGAAGCUCUGCGACUCGACUGACAGUAGACGAUCUCAGAUAUCUUUUUAAGGUGUAGACAGGUCAUUGUAUCCCCAUAGUUCUUGGUUAGGAAGAAACCUCUAGCUGCAUCUGUUAUUGCACUUCAAUACUGUGGCCUCUCGUAGGAUUUCGUGUUUUGGUUUUGUGAGGCUUGAAGUCAGUCUAGGUUUUUCUGUAUUUCGGAGGUAAAUCGAUUGGAAACAUGCCAUAUGUGAAUAACUAAAUCGUUUCAUGGUGUAUAUACCGCCUAGGAGUUUAACGACGGUAAAUCUAAAGGAUUUGAGUUGUGAUGUAUUCUUGGCUCCUGUCAUUUCCAAGCAAUCUUUCCAGCUUGUAGGUCCAC
Molecule: messenger RNA, 4056 nt
Organism: Thlaspi arvense
Lineage: Eukaryota; Viridiplantae; Streptophyta; Magnoliopsida; Brassicales; Brassicaceae
Source: the annotation of a GenBank genome assembly